Protopolystoma xenopodis is the source of this 948-nucleotide messenger RNA. The record is from the annotation of a GenBank genome assembly. NCBI's taxonomy places the organism in Eukaryota, Metazoa, Platyhelminthes, Monogenea, Polystomatidea, Polystomatidae.
AUGCGGCGGCUGCGCACAGAAAUAUAUAUUGGCGAAGCAGGAAGAAAAAUAAGUACACGAAUCAAGGAACAUGAGAGGCUCUGCAGAAAAAUGGAUAAUGAAAGAUCAGAACUAGCGGAUCACAUCGCACGGACUGGACACGAGAUCAAUUGGAAGGCAACAGAAAGGAAAACUCGGUACGUUGACAAUACACGAAAGUGGAAGAUUAGGGAGGCCAUUGGCAUGCUUGGGGAGAAAAAUCUAAUGAACAGAAGAUUGGAGGAAGGUAGAGUUAGCGAUAACUUUGCCUACUGCCUAAGCAAACUCGGGGAAAAGAAGAAUAGAGCAAGACCAGCAAAAAUGAGACGCCUGGAUCAAGGAUCUACCGCUAACCGGAGGAAAAGGGAUCGCUCCAGUCGAGACCGAGUAGUCGGGUCUGGUGUGGCGCUUAGGAGCACAUUCGAGAGACACUUUUGGUCUCGACAGACCGGCUGUCCGAGCCGGUUAUGGCCGCUCAUGGUGCACCAUUUGUUGAAUUUCGCUCCAUUUUUAUUUGCAUCAAUGCGUCUUUCGCUACCUGCUCUCCCUAACGCUUAUCCCGAAGGACAAUCGCGAGUGACUUUUUCUUCAGGACCCCAACUACAUGGGCCUCGACACCAAUUUGCUCUUACAAGUCUUUAUGUGGUACAGUUGUGGCUCUUCACUUUUUCCCCAAAUGAUGCACGUCUGUUUGUAGAAGCGGCCUCUUUUUUCAACCAUGCCAUCGUCGGGUGGCGGCAGAGUCGUUGCUGCUCCACUCUGGGCUCAAAGUUGGCAUUCUUCGCUGCUCUUCUGGCCCACUAUCGCUCGCGCCGAUCUCCGGCCUCGUACGAGGCCUUCAAUUCGCCUCUCCGUUUCCCACAAACCCCGGCAACGAGCACUCAUCGUCAUGACGACCAGUUGCUCUUGGCGAGAGGCUGGCUGGUUUGA